Planococcus citri (citrus mealybug) is the source of this 3612-nucleotide messenger RNA. Its product is annotated as neuroserpin-like. The transcript has 7 exons. Bases 2070 to 3437 code for a protein of 455 amino acids. The record is from RefSeq and is a predicted model, not a curated record. Gene Ontology annotation, molecular function: serine-type endopeptidase inhibitor activity. NCBI's taxonomy places the organism in Eukaryota, Metazoa, Arthropoda, Insecta, Hemiptera, Pseudococcidae.
AUAUACCGACUGGUAAUGAUAAUUUUAAUCAUUAGUUAUCGUUAAACCGAUGUGAUGUGACCAUUAAAGCUUCCAUUUAAAACCAUGACCCAUCUCAUGACGUAUUUUAGAAAUUUACUCGUAUGUAUUGUAUGGACAGCAAAAAUAAAUCAAUGUGACUCAAUACUCGACCAGAAUUUCACAUCUUUAAAGUUCGCCAAUUCGCUAUCGUUCCCAUCUCCUUAUUCGAUAACCAGAAUAGAAAAAUCACUCACACCACAAAGAUGCAAUAUUACAGACGAUUUCUCAAACUUGGUCCAUAAAUCGCUACGUCGACAAGAUAAUUUCAACUUGAGCUGUUUGCAAGAGUUGAUGGUUCGAGGGUAUGAAAUUUUAUGUUUAUGGACGCAACAUGUUAAAGAAAAAUUCAGAAUCCGAUCACAGUUGAAAAACACCAAUCAUCAGCAGAUGAGUUCAUUGGAUGCGAUUCCAUUCGUAUCCAAAGAUGGACAAUUGAGUUAUCUUCACAACAUCACGAUUUGUAAUUUUCCAAGUCAGAAUGAGAAAAUCGUCGCAAGUGCGCUGAAUGGACAAUGUACGUUCAAAACCACGUAUCAAGCCAAAUCAAACGAGACAACAAUUCGAGGUGAGAUUUCAACAAAUGGAACCAACAGCAACUUCAUCUUGGUGUAUCAAAACGCAUCCAUCACGUUGAACGAUAUCAAAACACGUACAAAUACAAAGGCAGGCGAUAUUCUCAGCACAAGAGUCAGAACAGAAUACACUUUCGACAACUUCACCGCCUACACCAAUCUCUCGCAGAACGUCAACUUCUUCCUCGAUUCCAUAACACCCUGUUUACUCCAAGAAAUCAUCUCCAAAGACUCCAGUCAUCGAUUAGCUCACGCUAAAGCAAUUCAAGACGUCAAAAUCGCCGAUUCUUACAAACAGGAUGUUCUCCGUCUCAUGUCCAGCGUGGUUGUCCAUUAUCUGCGAACUCGAUACAAGAGACCAUUUCGAUUACCCAAUGAUCACAUUCGUCGUUUAGGUGAUUCCAUCGAGUACGUACAAAUUGAAGGAUUGAAUCGUUGCAAAGUGUGUGGUUCGAAUAUGCAGCUUGUUCAACGAGCAGAUAAUCUCUCCAUGAGGUUGAUAUUCUCCAUUAAUUUUUCCGAAGAUGAGAAAAAUCCUACCACACUGACCAUUCGAGAGACUGGAUCGAUUCCAUCAAAUCGAACCAUCGUUGUGAAGAAAUUAUCCGUUCGAUUGGAUUUUACAUCGUUGAUGAGACUCGAGACGUCGGACAAGUUGCAUUUCCAUUUGACCGAUGUUGAAGCCGAAGUCGUUGAGAAAUAUCCUGUCAUUUGGUACGAGCCAUUCAAGUCCAAAUUGAACGUUCUUCUCAGCGAAAUCCUGGCUGAGAUUGUACUAUCGUGGAUUUUAUACGAAACUAAUUGAAAAAAUGAUCAAUUUUUUUGAUUAUUUUCAAAUUUCUUGAUAUUUGUUGGAAAAGCUCAUGAACAGAACAUCCAAAUCAUCGAAAAACUUCAGGCCAGCUCGUUCCAAACACAUCGCAUCAUUUCGAAAUGCAAAUAUUUUCGAAAAUGAAAAUACAUGUACCAUUAUUUCAAAAUACCACCAGAUCAAUGAACUCUAAACAUAAGACAGAAAAACACGAAUUGCCCAACACAAUGGACCAGAUGGCAGAAAAUUACACAACUUCAUCGCUGCCCAAGCUCGCCAAGAAAUAUAUCAAUUUCGUCACCAUCUUUUUCUCUUUUCUCUCUCCGCAAACAAGAGAAAAUGUUUUGAAAUUUUUAAAACAAUAAGAAAAUAAUGUCUUUAUCGUCACAUAUUAUGCGAUUUUUUCCUCGAGUACGAGUCAUUCAAUGAAUUCGCGUUGAUUAGUAAACAAGUGUUUGUAUGGAGUAAUUCGAACAGCUUGAAUGGCAAUAUUCGAAAUAAAAAUGUGUUGAACGUUAUUUUCAAUUAAAAUACUACACAAUAGAUCUUUUCAAUUUUCGGUAGAAAUAAUUUUGAAAACCAGGUCCACUUGUAUCGCUUAUUAGUUGAAAUUCAAUCGUUGUGAAAUGUGCGUUCUGAAGUUGGUGUACGUUUUCGGAGUUUUUUUCGCUGGAUACGCAAACGGAGCUGACAAUGUACUCAAACAGUCGUUACAAGAAAAACUAUCUUGUUUCAUGGUAAACACAGCAGCCAAAAUACACAGAUCGAAUACUGAGAACAAAAUGUACGCCAAGAAUAUCAUUUUUUCACCCAUUGAUUUAUACGCGAGCACCGCGAUCGUAUAUUGGGGCACCACUGAUGAUCGUAUGAGGCAACAACUCGACACCGUAUUAGGCUUUCAGACACUGGAAAAAUUCCUAGAGCAGCAUCCCGAAGCAGCGCAAUACAUUACUUUACCCCCCAUAUUUCAUCAGAAAAAUUCGCGUAAAAAAUUGGCGCUAUUGAAAGGCGAACCCAGCUUGUAUCACAACGAUGAUUAUGAAAAUUACUUAUACAUUAUAAAUAUACAAUUGGGUAACCUUUUUCGAGCCACCGUGGAUAAGGAACAUUCGGCAAUUCGUUCGGCGAAGUGGAUCUUUGUAGAUAAUAAAUUCGCUGUAAACCAAAGUUUCGUCAAAAACGUCAAAAACUACUAUGGAAUUGAUGUGAAAAGUACAUAUUUCGAAACGAAUCCGAAGCUGGCUAUCGACACAAUCAACCAAAUUGUCAAAAAUCUAACUUACGACAGGAUACCGAAUUUUAUCGAAAAACCGCUCGAGAAAAAUACAGUCUCUGUUAUGAGUAGUUCUCUUACUUUGGUCACCAAUUGGGAAAGAAUGUUUCAACCUGACGACAGUUACGAAACCGCAUUCCACACCAGAGACGGAGAAUGCGACGGCUGCGACCUCGUCGACAUCUGCGUCAUGUUGAACCAAGGCAACAUCCCUUAUUACGCUGAUCCAAUAGUUACAGCCAUAGCUCUACCCACAGCCACUCCUGAAAUCCGCAUGUAUUACGUACUGCCACGAGACAACCAAACUCUAGCUGAUAUACUCGAACACCCGAAUAAGAAUUUAUUCAAAAAAAUCAUCGACGGAGUCGAAAUCACCCGAAUCAUUUACUCGGUUCCCAAGAUGAAUUUCGCAGGCGAGGUAGACCAAUUGGAUAUCUUACGAAUGCACGGAUUGGACAAAAUCACAUUGGAUUGCAUUGCUCAAGGUUUGACUCUAUCGGUUUUUAAACAAAAAGUAUUACUCGAACUGAACGAGGAAGGUAUAGGAGGAUGUCCGCUUAUGAAGUCGAAGAAAAUGCCCCUGGUGCAUCAGAAAUUGGAUACCAAGGCGAUAGAAUUUACAGUCGAUAAACCCUUUUUAUGUUUUAUUUAUGACACUAAGACUAAAAUGUUUCUGUUUUAUGGAGCUGUUUUCGAACCGACUGGAUACACGGAUUUCUGAAUAACGACUCCAUAAGCAUUAGUAGAGGUAAAUAAGGUCACAAGAGCUGCGAUUAUUAGAUUAAAAAUUUUCUGCAUACCUGAAUUAUUUUUAGUUGAUUUAUUUAUGCAAAAAAUAUGCGUACAAUUUAAAUUACAUGUUUUAUAAAAUAAAUAAUAUAUUUAUUAAUGUUUUA